This is a messenger RNA of Myotis lucifugus (little brown bat), 1023 nucleotides long. RefSeq names its product ATPase H+ transporting V0 subunit b (gene ATP6V0B). Gene Ontology annotation, cellular component: proton-transporting V-type ATPase, V0 domain. The coding region runs from base 126 to 755 and encodes 209 amino acids. The record is from RefSeq and is a predicted model, not a curated record. The transcript is spliced from 6 exons. Gene Ontology annotation, biological process: proton transmembrane transport. Gene Ontology annotation, molecular function: proton-transporting ATPase activity, rotational mechanism. NCBI's taxonomy places the organism in Eukaryota, Metazoa, Chordata, Mammalia, Chiroptera, Vespertilionidae.
GCGCGUCACGUGGGCGAGUCAGGUGACGGUGCGGGCGGCGGACUGGGCUGCGGGGCGGACGGUGGACGCAGGGACGCGGCUUCAGCUCUGUCUCCACCGACCCGUGCCCCGCCGUCACCGCCGCCAUGACGGGGCUAGCGCUCCUGUAUGCCGGGGUCUUCGUGGCCUUCUGGGCCUGCAUGAUCGGCGUGGGUGAGGCCGGGCCCUGGCGGGCGGGGCCAGCACCCGGGCCGGGCGGGCCGGUCUGGAGCCCGGCGGGGGUCGUGGGGUCCCGGGACCGCCGGGCUGCAGCGCGGGCUCUGUCCCCCGGGCUCCGGGAGCUGCCGCGCGCCCGUGGGGGCAUCUAUAUUACUGGCUCAUCCAUCAUUGGGGGAGGGGUGAAGGCCCCUCGGAUCAAGACCAAGAACCUGGUCAGCAUCAUCUUCUGUGAGGCUGUGGCUAUCUACGGCAUCAUCAUGGCAAUUGUCCUUAGCAACAUGGCUGAGCCUUUCAGUGCCACUGACCCCAAAGCCAUUGGCCACCGAAACUAUCAUGCAGGCUACUCCAUGUUCGGAGCCGGCCUCACCGUGGGCCUGUCUAACCUCUUCUGUGGCGUCUGCGUGGGCAUCGUGGGCAGCGGGGCCGCCCUGGCUGAUGCCCAGAACCCCAGCCUCUUUGUGAAGAUUCUUAUCGUGGAGAUCUUCGGCAGCGCCAUCGGCCUCUUUGGGGUCAUCGUCGCGAUCCUACAGACCUCCAGAGUGAAGAUGGGUGACUAGACGGUCUGUGUGGGGCCGCGCCCCACUCUUAUUUAUUUGUGGUUUUCCUGGGGCAGCUGGAGCUGCGCCCCUUUCGCAGGGCUCGGUGUUCUGGGCCCUCCCUGCACUCACUUCUUGCUGCCUGUCGACUUGGAGGCCCUGCCUGGCUGGAUCCUCAGUGUGGGGAGUGGGCUGCUGAGGACUGUGCAGCUCUGCACCUGCGUCCCACCUCCUCCCCCAAACUGUCUUCCCAGUGUUUGUGAAAUAAAUGUGGUAUUUGUCUGGGUCA